Molecule: messenger RNA, 984 nt
Organism: Archocentrus centrarchus (flier cichlid)
Lineage: Eukaryota; Metazoa; Chordata; Actinopteri; Cichliformes; Cichlidae
Gene: sgcz
Product: sarcoglycan zeta
Exons: 8
Coding region: 1-972 (323 amino acids)
Biological process (GO): heart contraction; cardiac muscle tissue development
Cellular component (GO): sarcolemma; sarcoglycan complex
Source: RefSeq, a predicted model, not a curated record
AUGGACAGAAAAAAUAAUUUAAAAAAUGAAAUGGAAGAAACAAAGAUGACCCAGGAGCAGUAUAUCCUUGCAGCACAGCCCAACCCCCUCCACCAGAGAGGGGCUUCAGUUUGUGGUGCACAGGUUUACCCGGCAGUGGGAAUCUAUGGCUGGAGGAAGAGAUGCUUGUACUUCUUCAUCCUCCUCCUCCUCGUCACCAUGAUUGUUAACCUGGCACUGACCAUCUGGAUUCUCAAAGUCAUGAACUUCACUCCGGAUGGUAUGGGGAAUCUGCGGGUGACCAAAGAAGGCGUGAGACUCGAAGGAGUGUCAGAAUUCUUAUUGCCUUUAUAUGUGAAAGAGAUCCAGUCUCGUAGGGACAGUCCAUUGAUCCUCCAGUCAGACAGAAAUGUGACUGUCAAUGCUAGGAAUGAACAGGGACAACUGACUGGUCAGCUAACCGUGGGUUCAGAAAUGGUGGAGGCUCAGUGUCAGAGGUUUGAGGUGAGGAAUGCUGAUGGAGAGAGAGUUCUUUUCUCUGCAGAUGAAGAAGAGAUCAGCAUCGGAACUGAGAAACUCAAAGUCACAGGGAAUGAAGGAGUAGUGUUCAGCCAUUCUGUAGAGACAUCACAUGUAAGGGCAGAACCUUUCCAGGACCUAAAGCUGGAGUCCCCAACUCGAACCCUAACUCUAGAGGCCCCCAGAGGUGUGGAGGUCAGCGCUGGAGUGGGAGACUUUACGGCGUCUUGUAGAAAAGACCUCCUCUUGCAGUCCUCAGAAGGAGAAAUCUUUCUAGAUGCCAGCACUAUCAGACUGGGCAACAUCCCCCUUGGUAGUGCUGUGGAUCCCCUGGAAGGAGCGCCUGCAGGUACUACCUACACCAAACAGACUGUGUACGAGCUUUGUGCCUGCGCUAACGGCAAGCUCUACCUGUCCCCUGCUGAGAAAGGUUCUACUUGCCAAACCACCAGUAACUUUUGUCUCUGGAGCUGAAAGUGGGAGGUC